Molecule: messenger RNA, 987 nt
Organism: Colletotrichum chrysophilum
Lineage: Eukaryota; Fungi; Ascomycota; Sordariomycetes; Glomerellales; Glomerellaceae
Exons: 3
Coding region: 1-987 (328 amino acids)
Molecular function (GO): oxidoreductase activity, acting on the CH-OH group of donors, NAD or NADP as acceptor
Source: RefSeq, a predicted model, not a curated record
AUGGCAAACCUUGCGAUUCCCAAAGGCUCGACAGUUCUUGUGACUGGAGUCAACGGCCUCUUGGGCUCCCACGUUGCGAAACAGUUCCUCGAAUAUGGAUACAAGGUUCGCGGCACAGUUCGUAACCCGGACAAGGUUGCAUGGCUUCCGGCGGCAUUUGAAAGGCAAUUUGGCCAAGGCCAUUUCGAGCUUGCUCAAGUCUCGGAUAUGGCAGCGGAAGGCGCUUUCGAUGAAGCCACGAAAGGCGUCGCCGUAGUUGUGCACACAGCUUCCAUCAUGACGCUAGACCCCAACCCCAACAAUGUCAUUCCCGUCGCCAUCAAGGGCGCCCUGAGUGCAUUGAAGUCGGCUUACGCGCAGCCGAGCGUGAAGCGCUUUGUGUUCACUUCAUCGUCAGCUGCCGCUGGUCCGAAAGACGACUCACCAGACUCGGUGAUUACCGAAGAUAGCUGGAACGAGAACGCAGUCAACAUCGCGUGGGCCGAUCCUCCUUACAGCCCGGAAAGAUCUGGCGCCGUCUAUGCGGCGAGCAAGACGCAGGCAGAGCAGGAAGUGUGGAAGUACCACAAGGAGCACCGCAGCGAGCGCCCUGACCUCGUUGUCAACACUGAAUACUUCAUCGACAACGACGACACGGGCAGAUUGCAUGUUGCUGGAGCCAUUCUCGAGCAUGUGAAAGAUCAGCGCCUCUUCGGUCUCGCCCACACUUUCAGCUGGGACUUGAUCCUGGAAAUCUUCCGCAAGAACGAGCCUGGGAAGCAGUUCCCGGAGAACUUCUCUAACGAGCCGAGCCAGCACCCCGUCGAAGCGCGCGACAAAGCCGAGCAGUACUUGCGAGAGCUGGGACGUCCGGGCUGGACCCCCUUGGAAGAGUCCAUUUUGGAAACUGUGAAGGGUAUUCAGGAAGCGGGCGAUAAGCUUCAGUUCGAGUCGUACUCCCGGAUGGGUCUCCGGAAAGACACUGAGACGGCAGCCAAGUCGGCCUAG